ACAUAGAGAAAUAAACAAGAACAAAAAAGUUGUGUAGACAGAGAGAAUCCAUCCCUCACAAAACCCAAAACCAAAAAAAAAAGCAGUCAAGAACAAAUCGAAAUCUCAAGCUCUAUGAAACCUCGUCUUCCUUCGUCUUCUCCCUCUAUUUUACCUUCAAUGGAUGCUUGAUUUGCUCUGGUAACUGCGUUUGGUGUUCCAUAUUUGUUGUUUUGUAGUUUACUAUGGAUCCUGAAAGUAUCAUGGCUUCUGCUGAUGGGACGGACUCUGCUCUUGCAAAUGGUGGUUUAGUAGCAGUGGAAGAUGUUGGUAUUGAAGGAAAUGGUGUUGAUUCUGGGGAGACCUUGGAUACUGCUUCAGAUAGUCAGAAUGAGAAUUCCGGAGACAGUUUCAAUUUGGAUGCAGUUAAGCAGUCCAAAGAGGCAGCAGCUGAGGGCACACAAAUUGAAAAUGUAGAAGAUCCAAAGCAUGUUAAAGGCGAAAAAGCUCAACGGAAGCUAAAGCAUGAGAAACUCCCAGGUGGUAAGAAUGUUCCAUCGGUACAUGUCAAAAAGACCAAAGGUGCAGUUGCUAAAGUGGCAGCACCAAAUGGUUCUGUUGCUCCUAAUGCACACACAACAAAGUCUCUAAAGAAAACAUCAUCCAAUGGUAGAGCUGCUCAAGUAACGGAGCAUGGAAAGCAAGACUCUGCACCAGCAGAAAGCGCCACCGGGGACAAGGUGAAACCAAAGCCUCAAAAGAAACAAGCCAAUGAGACAUCUGAAGAUGAUACUCAGUCUUCCAAUAGCCCCAAGGCAGACGAUGGCAAACCUCGUAAAGUUGGUGCACUUCCAAAUUAUGGAUUCAGUUUCAAAUGUGACCAACGGGCUGAGAAGAGAAGAGAGUUCUAUGUUAAGCUUGAGGAAAAGACUCAUGCGAAAGAAGAGGAAAUUAACAACAUGCAAGCCAAGUCCAAGGAAACAGAAGAAGCUGAGCUUAGGAAGCUGAGGAAGAGCUUGAACUUCAAAGCCACACCCAUGCCUAGCUUUUCUCAGCCGCCUAAAACAGAGUUAAAGAAGAUACCACCAACAAGACCCAAAUCUCCAAAACUAGGACGAAAGAAGACUGAUUCUGAAGAAACUCAAACCCCUCGCCUCGCUAGGCUGAGCCUAGAUGAGAAAGCCUCUAGGGAUAACCCAGCUUCUAAGGGAACUGUGGCAACAGUUGAUCUCAAGAAGCAGCCGUUGCGCAAGUCACUUCCAAGAUUGCCAUCUCAGAAAACAGCUCUCCCUGAUGGAAAACCCGCCACAACCUCAUCAAAGGGGAAACUUGAAAUAAGAAAGAAGCUUGAAAAAGAAGCAGAAACCCAAAAGCAGUCUUCAAGUCCCAUAGAAGAGGAGGUAGCACAAGUUACUGCAUCACCCGAUGCUGAUGAAGAAGACUCGCAUGAGACUGUAUGUCCAAGGAUGGAUGAAGACAGAGCAAAGUCCAUUGAGGUGUCUGAAGCGGUUGCAGUUGAGCAUAAAGAGCUCUGCGUUAAUUAAGGAGGACAAGAGGAACUUGAAAGCAUGUAAUAGUUAUAUAUAUAUUCUUCGACCAAAACUUGUUUGAGAAGAAAUGGGUAAAAGAGUGAAAAGAGUCAUGUGUCCGGUUCUAAAGCUUGCUGCUUUUAAAUAUUUCUUUGUUUGAGGUUAAUGUUUUAAAUCUUUUAUGUUGUAUUUUGAUGUCUUUUCCUUUUAUUUUUGAUACUUUGAUUCCUAAGAAAAGUGAAUAUUCAGGAGA
Messenger RNA from Raphanus sativus (radish), 1761 nucleotides. Its product is annotated as protein WVD2-like 5. The transcript is spliced from 9 exons. Gene Ontology annotation, molecular function: microtubule binding. The record is from RefSeq and is a predicted model, not a curated record. The coding region runs from base 225 to 1523 and encodes 432 amino acids. NCBI's taxonomy places the organism in Eukaryota, Viridiplantae, Streptophyta, Magnoliopsida, Brassicales, Brassicaceae.